AUGAUUGUAAUCCCAAGAGGCAAAGCAGUUGAAUUUGGAAUUUCGGUCAUUCCGAAUUGCAUUUGUAAUAUAUCAGAUGAUAUUCUUUUAAUUUCAGUCAACUUAAAAAUUGGUGUAACUGGGACGAAUAAUAUCAAAAUUGGGUUUUCGACUGAAAUCACGACAAAACUCGACUAUGACGAAAUCAACAAAGAUAAAAAAGUUGGCGAAGGAUCUUUUGGUAUUGUUUACAAAGGCACUUUUAGAGGAAAUAUUGUUGCUAUCAAACAAAUGAAAAACUCAAAUCAUUUGGAUGAUCAAAUGGCAGAGUUUACAAAAGAAGUUGAAAUGUUAGACAAAUUCCGAAGUGAGUAUAUUGUUCACUUUUAUGGGGCAGUUUUUGAUAUAAACAAAACAUGUAUGGUCACUGAAUUUGCAAAAUUUGGGUCUUUAAAUGAUUUAAUAAGUUACAAGUUGUCUACAGAAAUUAACACAAAAAUAAGGGUGAAACUAUUGCUUGAUGGAGCAAAAGGAAUUUCUUAUUUGCAUUCAAACGGGAUAUUACACAGAGAUAUCAAACCCGAACAUUUCUUGGUAUUUUCACUUGAUAUAAACGACAAAGUUAACGCGAAGUUGACUGAUUUUGGGUCAAGUAGAAACAUCAAUUUGUUAAUGACCAAUAUGACUUUCACGAAAUGUAUUGGAACACCAAGUUACAUGGCACCCGAAGUAUUAAAGAAGGAACACUACAAAAGUGUAGCAGAUGUGUACUCAUUUGGAAUCACAAUGUAUGAAACUUUUGCUUGGAAAGAAGCGUAUCCAACAAACAAAUUCAAAUUUCCAUGGAAAAUAGCAGAGUUUGUUAUGUCAGGCAAGCGCGUCGAAAAGAUUGAAACUAUGACUGAUAAGGAAUAUGAAAUCAUUCAGAAAUGUUGGUGCACAAAUCCAAUUGAUCGUUUGAACAUAACGCAAAUCAUAGAAGAACUAGAUUCUUUUUUAUAA
Molecule: messenger RNA, 981 nt
Organism: Entamoeba invadens IP1
Lineage: Eukaryota; Evosea; Mastigamoebida; Endamoebidae
Product: serine/threonine protein kinase, putative
Exons: 1
Coding region: 1-981 (326 amino acids)
Biological process (GO): protein phosphorylation
Molecular function (GO): ATP binding; protein kinase activity
Source: RefSeq, a predicted model, not a curated record